Molecule: messenger RNA, 3825 nt
Organism: Tarenaya hassleriana
Lineage: Eukaryota; Viridiplantae; Streptophyta; Magnoliopsida; Brassicales; Cleomaceae
Product: ribosome biogenesis protein bms1
Exons: 18
Coding region: 61-3600 (1179 amino acids)
Biological process (GO): ribosome biogenesis; maturation of SSU-rRNA from tricistronic rRNA transcript (SSU-rRNA, 5.8S rRNA, LSU-rRNA); endonucleolytic cleavage of tricistronic rRNA transcript (SSU-rRNA, 5.8S rRNA, LSU-rRNA)
Cellular component (GO): nucleus; 90S preribosome
Molecular function (GO): GTP binding; U3 snoRNA binding; GTPase activity
Source: RefSeq, a predicted model, not a curated record
UCUGGGAGUUCUUUCUUCUUCUUCGUAACCCUUAUUCCUCUCUCACGCCGGCGAAUCGCCAUGGCCGCCGAUGAGCUUAUGCCGUCUCACAGGGCGCACAGGGCUCGUCAAUCGGGGCCUUCUAAGAAGAAGAAAGCUGCGUCCGGCAAUAACAAACAACAAAACGCUAAGGCGUUUGCUUUUAACUCCGCUGUGAAGGCGAAGCGUUUGCAAGCCCGCACUGUGGAGAAGGAGCAACGGAGACUUCAUCUUCCGACUAUUGAUCGUACUUACGGAGAACCGCCUCCUUACGUUGUUGUCGUUCAAGGACCUCCAAAGGUUGGCAAGUCUCUUGUGAUAAAAUCCCUUGUCAAGCACUUUACCAAGCAAAAUUUACCAGAGGUUCGAGGACCUAUCACCAUUGUAUCAGGUAAGCAAAGGCGGAUACAAUUUGUGGAAUGCCCAAAUGAUAUCAAUGGGAUGGUGGAUUGUGCGAAGUUUGCUGAUCUAGCUUUGCUUCUCAUAGAUGGAAGUUACGGUUUUGAAAUGGAAACCUUUGAGUUCCUCAAUAUUUUGCAAGUUCAUGGAUUUCCUAAAGUUAUGGGAGUCCUCACUCACCUCGACAAGUUUAAAGAUGUGAAGAAGUUGAAGAAAACAAAGCAACGACUCAAGCAUCGGUUCUGGACCGAAAUAUAUGAUGGAGCCAAAUUGUUUUAUUUAUCUGGUCUCAUUCAUGGGAAGUACGCGAAGCGUGAAAUUCACAACCUUUCUCGUUUUAUAUCCGUUAUGAAGUUUCAUCCAUUGUCCUGGCGAACUUCACAUCCUUAUGUGUUGGCUGAUCGUUUUGAAGAUGUUACCCCUCCCGAAAAAGUUCAUAUGGAUAAGAAGUGUGAUAGAAACAUUACAUUGUAUGGUUAUCUGCGUGGUUGUAACUUGAAAAAGGGAAUGAAGGUCCAUAUUGCCGGUGUUGGUGACUAUGGUUUAGCUGGUGUGACUACCUUAGCUGAUCCUUGUCCUUUACCCUCAGCUGCCAAGAAGAAAGGACUCAGGGACAAGGAGAAGCUUUUCUAUGCUCCGAUGUCUGGAAUCGGAGACCUUUUAUAUGACAAAGAUGCUGUUUACAUCAACAUAAAUGAUCAUCUUGUUCAGUUCUCUAAAGCUGAUGAUGGAAAGGGGGAGCCUACUACCAAAGGAAAGGACAAAGAUGUUGGUGAAGUUUUGGUAAAGUCAUUGCAGAAUACAAAAUACUCUGUUGAUGAAAAACUAGAGAAGACGUUCAUUAGCAUUUUCAGCAAAAAGCCGGGUGGCAAUCAGGACGCAGGGCUUGAGACUGAAGAUGCUCAUCAGUCUACGGCUAAUGGCUCGGAUGCUGAAUCAUCUGAGGAAUCUCAAUCUGGUGAUGAUGUUGAAGAUGGUGGAAUGGAUGUGGAGGGCAGUGAUGGUAAACUGAAGCAAAAGGCUGAGAUGCAUGAUGGAAGGCUAAGGAGGAAAGCUAUCUUCAGGGACGAUAUUGAUGAGAGUGAUAGAAUGGACUCAGAUGUAGCAGAUGAAGAUGACGAGGAGGAACCUGCAAAUGAUGAAUAUGAUGAAAGUGAACCUGAAGAUGAUGGAGACGACUUAGAUGCUACUGUUAGCUCUGAUUCAGAUGCUUCAGAAGAAGAUGCAGAGGAUCAACAGACAGAGGAUAAGGACCUAGGGAACAUAUCAAAGUGGAAAGAAUCUUUGGUGGAGAGAGCUGCCUCAAGGAAGAACAUCAAUUUGAUGCAACUUGUGUAUGGAUAUCCGGGAUCAACUGCUGCCCCGGUCAGUGAAACUCAGGAAUAUAGUGGUGAUGAAGAAAGUGAUGAGGAAGACUUCUUUAAGCCGAAAGGACAACAGAGCAAGAAAUUAGGAGAUGGGUGGAGUGAAGGAUAUGUCAAUUCUGAGGAUUGUUCAAAAUUUAUGAACUAUGGAAAACUUAAGAAUUGGAAAGAGAAAGAUGCCUGUGAGUGCAUUCGUGACCGAUUUACCACUGGUGAUUGGUCAAAAGCUGCUCUCAGAAAUCAAAAUUCGCGUACUGGCAAUGAGGAAGAUGAUGAUGAUGAUGACGAAGUAUAUGGUGAUUUUGAGGAUAUAGAGACUGGAGAGAAGCAUAACAGCCUUGAGAAUGUUGAAUCUGAUGCAAAUCAAAAGGAAGAUGCUGCGGCAGUGGAGCGGAGGUUAAAAAAGCUGGCUCUCCGUGCAAAAUUCGAUGCGGAGUACAAUAGAUCUGAACUAGUGGAGGAUGACGAAGAUGAAGGUGAUGGGGACAAACCUCGUGAUGGUCAAGCCAAGGAUCCAGGAUAUGUUGACAAGUUAAAGGAGGAACUAGAAGUUAGGAAACAAAUGAAUAUGGCAGAACUGAAUGAUCUUGAUGAGGAUACUCGAAUCGAGAUAGAAGGUUUCCAGACUGGGACAUACUUACGGCUGGAGAUUCAUAAUGUUCCUUAUGAGAUGGUUGAGUUCUUUGAUCCAUGUCAUCCAAUUUUGGUUGGAGGAAUAGGUUUCGGCGAGGAUAACGUUGGAUACAUGCAGGCCCGCCUGAAGAGACAUAGAUGGCACAAGAAAGUACUGAAGGCAAGAGAUCCUAUUAUUGUGUCUAUUGGGUGGAGGCGCUACCAGACUCUUCCUGUAUAUGCAAUUGAAGAUCUCAAUGGAAGGCAUCGGAUGCUCAAGUAUACUCCAGAACACAUGCAUUGCCUUGCUAUGUUCUGGGGUCCUCUUGUUCCACCCAACACUGGCUUUGUUGCCUUGCAGAACUUGUCAAACAACCAGGCCGGGUUUAGAAUAACAGCGACUGCUGUAGUCCUUGAAUUCAACCACCAGGCACGGAUUGUAAAGAAACUCAAGCUGGUGGGUUACCCCUACAAGAUAAAAAAGAAAACGGCCUUUAUCAAAGACAUGUUUACUUCUGAUCUUGAAGUAGCCCGUUUUGAAGGUUCAUCGGUUAGAACAGUUAGUGGUAUUAGGGGGCAGGUGAAAAAGGCUGCAAAGAAUAUGCUUGGUAACAAGUCUGAAGAGGGGGUUGCCAGAUGUACUUUUGAAGAUCAAAUUCUGAUGAGUGAUAUAGUAUUCCUAAGGGCUUGGACUAAAGUGGAGGUUCCGCAAUUUUACAAUCCGCUGACUACAGCCUUACAACCCCGUGAAAAGCCCUGGCAAGGGAUGAAAACCCUGGGCGAACUCCGGAUAGAGCAUAAUGUUUCUAUCCCAGUGAAUAAGGACUCACUCUACAAGCCAAUUGAAAGGAAGCAGAGGAAGUUCAAUCCACUGGUGAUUCCCAAGAGUCUACAAGCAGCUCUACCCUUUUCAUCGAAACCAAAACAAAUACCGAGGAAAAGUAAACCUUCUCUGGAGAAGAAGAGGGCUGUUGUUAUGGAACCCGGUGAACGGAAAGCUCAUGCUCUCCUUCAGCAUCUUCAACUGAUUAGACAUGACAAGAUUCAAAAGAGAAAAGAAAAGGAGAAGAAGAAAAGGAAGGAACAUGAAGAGGAGAAAGCGAAGAUGGAGCAGAUAUCCAAGAAACGGCAGAGGGAGGAAAGGCGGGAAAGGUACCGUGCCGAAGACAAAAAGAAAAAGAAGAUGAGGAGGAACUCCGACAGCUAAGCCUCAUCACCAUUUGAUUGUUGAAAACUACAUCGCUUGCUGUUUCAUUUUUCAUUUUCCCCAAUUGCCCACAACAUGUAACUUAAAAUUUUUCAAAGAGCAGUUUUUUUUUUUAAUUUUUGUGGGCAAAAGCCGAGUAAGUUUGAAGCUUUAUUCAGUGUUCCACAUACAUGUAUUAGUAUCUGCAAGACACCCCUACCGAAUCCAUUCACCAUAGCCUGUUUA